Microthlaspi erraticum is the source of this 432-nucleotide messenger RNA. NCBI's taxonomy places the organism in Eukaryota, Viridiplantae, Streptophyta, Magnoliopsida, Brassicales, Brassicaceae. The record is from the annotation of a GenBank genome assembly.
AUGCAAGGUUCCUAUUCCGAGACUGCCACUGAAUCGGAAUCUGAAAGCUCUCAGCAUUCUACGGUUACUACGGCUGCUUCAACGUUACCAAAGAGGAAGUGUAAGCGGUGUAAGCGGCUAAGUGAAGAGGUCACAACAACCUCAGUGAAAACGAAAGGGGCCAAGGUAGAAACAGAUUUGGUUAGUGAAGAGGCCACACCAACCUCAAAGAAAGCAAAACCGGCCAAGGUAGAAACAGAUUUGAUUAUGAAUUCUUUCGUUGUUGGACAUCUUGUUCGUUUGGGACUUAGUGAAGAACGUGUGAAGGAAGGGUGGAGUUUGGUGCCAGUGGAGAGGAAGAAGAAGAUUGAAGAAGAGUAUAAAGCUUUGAUGCUCGAAGAAAUGCAACGUUUGGCUAGGAAAGCUAACCUUUUGCGUGAUUUGUUUGCUUGA